AUGCAGUUCGCCACUCUCGCCGCUCUCUUUGCGCUGUCCUCCUCGCACGCCGCAACCGCUCAGUUUCUGGGUGGGCUGUUCCCAUGUGGAUUCUCGCCUUGUGGCAUCGUGGUCGCGGGUCCGGGUAGUAACCCGCCCAUGUCCGUCAGGAGUGCCGACUGUUCCAGCUUCUUACUGGCCACCGUGCCGUCAACUACGGUAACUUCAACCGUGGCACCGCCCACGACCACGACCACUCCUAGCAUCUCGACCUUGCUUACAUCGACCAAAGCUCUUCCGACCUACGGAAUAAUUUGCGGCGCCGCGGGUUACAGAUCGGCUUGCUCGUGCAUGGGCAUCUCGGCGAGCACGACAACCUCAGGGUCCACCGUUACCACAAUCACUGCAACCCCCAGUCCGUAA
This is a messenger RNA of Pyricularia oryzae 70-15, 402 nucleotides long. RefSeq lists its product as uncharacterized. Lineage: Eukaryota; Fungi; Ascomycota; Sordariomycetes; Magnaporthales; Pyriculariaceae. The transcript has 2 exons. The record is from RefSeq and is a predicted model, not a curated record. The coding region runs from base 1 to 402 and encodes 133 amino acids.